Molecule: messenger RNA, 747 nt
Organism: Vairimorpha ceranae
Lineage: Eukaryota; Fungi; Microsporidia; Nosematidae
Exons: 1
Coding region: 1-747 (248 amino acids)
Source: RefSeq, a predicted model, not a curated record
AUGUUUAUUAGAUAUGAAUGUAAAUUUUUAGCCCUUAAAAUGUUACUCGCAAUGUUUUUAUUUUGCAAACUUUUUGCAGUUGAUAUUCAGCUAAUUGCUUUAAAAAAUCUGUGUAAUUCAAUUGGGUUGGAUGGUAGUUGCAUCAUAUAUAGAUUUGAUAUAUAUGAUGGAAUUAAAAAGAUUGUGAUUGAGGAACCAAUUAUUAUUAAUGAGAAUAAUAUACUAGUGGAUGAAGAAAAUAUUUUUGCAUAUAAAGGCAUACAAAAGAUUUUUAUCAAAAAAGAUUGUAUCCUUUCAUCUCAGCCAUUAUUGGAUAAUAAACCUAUUGACCGCGAUAUUUUUCAACAAAUGCUAUUUGCUGAGAGACUUAAUGUUAAUUUAUUAAGGUUUGAUACUUUAUCCGAAAUAUUCGAAUAUAAUGUAAAACAUGGAACUGGUCCCUUGCCCAAUUCCUUACUUGAAAUUCGUCGUGCAAUUAUGAAGUAUAGUCAUGAUUUUACAUUUUUGGAAAAUGAUAAGAGUGUUUUUUUAAACUUAGUACGAGGAUUUUUAAAUUAUGUCCUUAAAUAUGCUUAUGGUAUGACCAAAGAUUCAAAAUUAAUGAAAGAAGUGUUUGAACUAACAAAUGAAAAUUUUUAUAAUCUGAAUGAAGAAAUUAUUCAACUAAUAAAUUUUGGAGCGCCUGACGAUUUUAUUUUGGGACCUGAAAAAUACCAAGUUUUAAAAGAAAUUGCAAAAAUAUAUUAA